Molecule: messenger RNA, 1953 nt
Organism: Aspergillus calidoustus
Lineage: Eukaryota; Fungi; Ascomycota; Eurotiomycetes; Eurotiales; Aspergillaceae
Source: the annotation of a GenBank genome assembly
AUGUCGUCGCUCCUGAGACGUACAAUCCCGAGGGGUUUUACGCCGAGGCAGAGACUAUUAUUGCCUAGACAGCAGCCCCGACGGUUCCUCAAUUUUUCCCGGCCGAGGAACAUCUCGAGUCUAGAUAUCAGAAGUCCGCUAUCGAGACCGCAACUGCGCAACCUAUCGACAGACUCGGCACACAUCCCAAUAGUCACCGAAUCAGCCUCCACAAAACUUCCAGAGGAUUUCGGGUCUAGUCUACCUCUAUGCUGCCCAGGCUGCGGCGCGUAUUCGCAAACAGUCGAACCAAACGAGCCAGGAUACUACAGCAAAACCAGGAAACAAACACGACAAGCACAAGAUGAUGCCAAUAAGGAAGAAAAUCUGGGACAUGAAGAGGCUCUGUCGACGAUAAACGAAGUGCUUGAAAAGACGAGCGCAACCCCUAGGCCCGGCCGUGGGGAUGUCUUGCUCAGAAACGCAACCGAGACCGUUGGCAAAUAUCUCGAAAAGUCGCAACAGCCUGUACAAAUUUGCGAUAGAUGCCACGAGCUGCGACACCACAACAAAGGCGUGUCCGUGAUCUCGCCGACUAUACACUCCAUUCGAGCUUAUCUCGAUGAAACUCCACACAGAGACAACCGAAUAUACCAUGUUGUCGAUGCGGCGGACUUUCCGAUGUCGGUUGUCGACGGGAUAUACGAAGAGCUCUCGAUUCAAGAACAGCGGUCACACAAUCGGCGAGCUGCAAUGCAUAAAUACAAACACGGGAGGAAACUGCCGACUAUUUCGUUCAUUAUCACGCGCUCGGAUCUCUUGGCGCCGACGAAAGAAUUGGCUGACUCGAAAAUGGAGUACGUCCGAUCAGUCCUACGUGAAAAGUUGAGAAUCCCGAAUGAGGAAUUCCGCAUGGGCAAUGUUCACAUGAUCAGCGCCCAAAGGGGCUGGUGGACAAGUAAGGUCAAGGAGGAGAUGCGAGAUCACGGUGGCGGUCUUUGGAUUGUAGGAAAAACCAAUGUGGGCAAAAGCAGCUUUGUUGAAGCAUGCCUCCCAAAGGACUCGAAAAACUUUGAAAAAAUGGUGGAUCUUGUUGAACGCCGACAGCAGGAAUUGCGCGAUUCUUACGACCAGUCUGCUCUAACCUCUGAUGGCCUACUUCCGCCUGCGCCAAAAGAGGAUCUCUAUCCUGUUCUUCCAGUCGUAUCCCCACUUCCCGGUACUACGGUUUCGCCGAUCCGGAUUCCAUUCGGCCGUGGUAGAGGUGAAGUUAUCGACCUUCCUGGGCUUGAUCGCCCGGAUCUUUCUCAGUACGUCCUUGACGAAUACAAGCGCGACCUUAUCAUGACCAAGCGUCAAAAGCCUGAGCGACAUACCAUCAAGCCCGGCCAGUCCCUACUCCUUGGAAGUGGCCUUGUUCGGAUCACUCCAGUGGAUCCCGAUGCUAUAGUGCUUGCCGCAUGCUUCGUUCCAAUUGAAGCCCAUCUCACAAAAACGGAGAAGGCUAUUGAGAUGCAGGCACAGUCGCGCCCGUAUCCUAAAACGAACAUCGUCAUAGAAGGUACGGGCGAAUUAGUAUCCUCCGCCGGAGUGUUCGACCUUAAAUGGGACGUGACCAGAUCACACCUUCCGGGCACUAUCGCCCAGGCAAUCAAAGACAAACGGAUGAAGCAGGUACCCGACUUGCCUUAUAGGGUCAUGUCCGCUGAUAUCCUGAUUGAGGGAUGUGGCUGGGUUGAGCUGACUGCUCAAAUCCGCGCAAAGCCUACACAGGAUGGCGAUGAGCUAGCGAAGUCCUUCCCCCAGGUUGAAGUCUUCACUCCCAAUGGAAAGCAUAUUGCAUCGCGGAAGCCUAUCGAAUGCUUUGGACUCACCGAGCAAAAGAAAAAACACGAUCGGCGCAGAAUAGGGUCUCGGGGGCGCCAAAGUAUUUCGCAUACCAAACGGAUUUUGGGUUCUCAAGGGAAGCUGUGA